GCCCGCUCAGGUUCUCGGCUAGCCGAGUGCCAGCAUCGCCAGUGCAGACCGAUUCUUCUCUGGGUUCAUGUCGGAAGAACCCUGCUUCUUCCCAUACCCUGAAGAGAGAAAAAGCUACACGAAGGAGCAGGCGUAACCGGCGCGACGUUCUGGGGCGGUCCCAGGCCACUCGGCUGGGCAGGUCAGAUUAAAGAAAAGCUAUAUUCUGCUUCUUUCUGUAAGCAGCAUCUACUUUUUGAGGAACUAAAUCAUGCAGCCACCACCUCAGGCAGCCCCAUCAGGACUGAUUGGGCCACCUCCGGUGGGAAAUUCUCGAAGCGUGUUUUGGUCGAACAGCUCGUAUAGAAGACGAGUGUCCAGCAAUGUGCCGACUGCUCCUCUGACAUGCCCAUUGCAGCCGGUGACGGACCCUUUUGCUUUUAGUAGGCAGUUGGCCCAGGACACAUCCCUGGACACUUUGUCCAGAAGCAGCCUGCCUGUCAUGCCAGGCCCAACUCCCCCGGCGUUUUCUCAGCACCCUGCUCUGCCAACACCUCACCCAAGUGCCGGAGACCCUCCACAAGGACCAUGCGAGCCUGUGCCGGGCCCUUUCCUGCAGCCUGGAGUGGAAACCAGCCUGUUCUCCAGCGCGUUGGCCCCUCUAGCACCGCCUGGGCCCGAGGCAAACAAGAGUGCAGAGAUGGGGCCCAGCUCAGCACCUGACGUUCCGACCCCACCGAAUCCUCCUCAGUACAUUCCAGGAGUGGGUCCUGACAGUCUUCGUGGGGCAGCACCAGGGCCCACCAGACCCCUCAGCAGGCAGAGCCCUCAUGACAGUGCAGGGCCGCCAGCAACGGCGUCCUCCUUCUUUCCUCAGCUGCCUCUGCAAACGCCGGAUCCCUGGACGCCAGUCCAGGGGAGUCCACGGCCCUCAGGCCAGCACUAUUCGCCCUCCCCACAGGGACCGGGCCACGGUGCAGCGCCUCGGGCUUCCGGCCUUCCUCAUUGUCCCCCGCAGCCCAGCAUGCACCAGAGUCCUGGCCGUGAGCAGCAACACAACCCUCUCGCUCCUGUAUCAGGACCCUUGGCUGGGGAUGAGAGGAAUGAGACGGCCUAUCUGCAAAGUGGAAACCACUCCACGAGUCACUUUGAUCCUGAGAACACGUUCAGGCAGAACCCCAGAGCAGGUCUGGCUUGGGUGAGCCAGGAGUUUAGGCAGAAUCAGGGAGGUGGUAGAGAGCUUGGGCCAGACCCUGCUCUUGCUAGCCUCCUUGCUCAGGGAAAUGGUUCCGACCACCACCCGCACUGCCCCCCGGGGGUGGCAGCUGGCCGGACCCUGCCGGAUCCUGGCUCAGCAGCACUCUCCAUGUUCUUCCAAGGUGGGGAGACGGAGAACGAGGAGAACGUUUCAGCGGAGAAAGCAGGCUGUGAGGGGCCAUCUGCUUUUGAUGGCUUCUGCACUAACCCCGGCCUUGGCCAUCCCCCUCCUACACACGCAGGCACAGGCGGUCCUUACCAGGCCUUCCUCCAGGGCCCUCGCAGCGAGACCACACAGCCAGGAGGGGACUCCCAGCCCUAUUUUUCUCAAUCUGCAGGCAGCCAGCAUGAACAGCCAGCUGGUGGAAACGCGGCUGUCAACAUGUGGGGUGAAACAGCUGGCAGAGGGCAGCACAGCGCCCCUGGCCCACAGUGUGAGAGCGUAGAGAACCAAGAAGUUCUGCCCAGUGAGCCCCUGGGAUUGAACCCUUCCUCCCUGAGUGACCCGUUCUGCUAUGGAGCCUUUCCCGGGCCGUCUACACUCAAGAAUGGUGUCGUGAGCCAUGCAGGAGGUGGGGGGCCGAAUCUAGAGGCCCCAGAUGCGCCUGCACGACCUGACAGCGUGUCAUCUGGCUAUGGCGGCAAAGAUCACCGGGCCCUCCCGAGUUCAGCUAGACCCCAGGAGUUAGUGGGCACCUUUAUUCAGCAAGAAGUUGGAAAGCUUGAUGAAGAUGCUUCAGGCAGUUUCUUUAAACAAAUUGAUUCUUCUCCUGUGGGAGGUGAGACAGAGGAGACCCCCGUGAGCCAGAAUUACCACCACAGUCUCUCUCAGCCCUCCACUCCAAGCCCCCCGAAGCCCACAGGGAUAUUUCAGACAAGUGCAAACAGUUCUUUCGAGCCAGUGAAAUCCCACUUCGUUGGGGUGAAGCCAUUUGAGGCAGACCACGCCAAUGUGGUGGGUGAAGUGAGGGGCAGCCGUGUCCGCCAGAAGAAGCGGAGACCAGCAACAGCCCUGCCUGAUGCCUCCCCUGGCAACCUGGAGCAACCGCCUGACAACAGGGAGACCCUCUUCACACCCCCAGCCUGUCUACUGCCCCUCGGCACCGCUGUGGAACCCGGCCACAUGCUUCCACAUGCUGGUGGACUGCUGUCAGAAACCGGGCUCCCGACUCCUGAGAGAAGGCCCUCGACCAGGGCUCAGGGGGCAGUGAAGUGCGAGAGCCCAGCUACCACCUUGUGGGCACAAAACGAGCUUCCAGAUUUUGGGGGCAAUGUCCUUCUGGCCCCAGCUGCCCCUGCACUCUGUGUCCCUACAAAGCCUCAGGCCUCAGAGGUGAUCCAGCCUCCUGAUGAGGGUACCUGUGGGCAGCAGCCACACAAGCCGCUCUCCGUGUCCCCGCUUCAGAACCGCGAUGGCAUUGGUGCUUCUGAAAACCUCGAGAACCCUCCCAAGAUGGGCGAGGAGGAGGCCUUCCAACCUCAGGCAAGUUCCAGUUACACCAGUCUGCUCUCCUCACCGCCCACUGAGUCUCUGCACGGCCAGCCGGUCUUGGUCCCCCAGCCUGAUCAGACCUAUAACUUGGCUCAGCCUAUUAAUUUUUCUGUGUCCUCGUCAAAUCAUAAUGAGAAGAAUCCACCCCAGAGAGACCCUUUGUUGGGGGAUAGGCCUACAAUGGGCAGCUGGGCUCUUCCUGGUGAAUCCGGAGAAAGCACUUCCUUGUUUGGGAUUACACCCAGUGCACUGGUCAGUCCACCUCUGCCCAGCAGUCUCGCCCAAGGUAGUUUUCCACAAGGUUCUGGUCCUGAAAUGCUUGCGAAUCAGCCUGCCACUUUGCUGGCCCAGCCAUCGUCUCAUCCAGCUCCAGUGAGCGUGGCUUCAGAAAGGCAGAAGAACCAUGCUGCAGAGACGGUGCCUCCUGCAUUUGCUAACAGCCCUGGUGGGAGUGUGGGGGUGCUGCUGGUGCCGCCCGUGAGCAGCAGUCUGGCACCUGACCACUCUGACAGCCGGGAUGAAACUUCCGGAGCCCUAAACUUUACAUUAAACAGGACUUUGGGAAAUCCUCUAGGAAUGUGUGGUCCAUCCCAUUCUGACCACCCAGGUGCUGCUCAGCAGACCCUCGCUGGUCAGCCUAGACAACCUGGGCUUGGAGCGCAUAACCCAGACCAUUUCUACCAACAUGUGACGAAAACAGCCCAGGGCCAAAGUGGCCCGGAGAGAGCCCAGCCAGAGUCAGGGCCUCCAGAGCAACUAACUCUUGCUUCUCAAGUGCCCAGAGCAGCAUUGCCAGAACCUUCCAGCCCAGGAAGCCCACCUGUACCAGGCCAGGCCUACAACUCCACCCAGCCACCAGCAAGUCCGGCUCUUGCUGACACUCGUCAGCAGGUGCUGCCUUGGCCUACUCGGUCUUCCAGCGCGUCCAUUACCUCAGCCGGCUCGAGCCAGGCAGCCGGGCGGUCAGAGCCGCAAUGGCCACCCCCACCGCCCCCGGACUUGCCAUCCUGCUAUUAUUAUGGGUCCUUCUAUGACGUGUACCCGCCUCAGUAUCCCUUGCCGUACCCUCCGGAGCCUGGGACAGCACCUCUCUAUUACCAGGACAUGUAUGGCCUGUACCGGCCCUACGAUGGCGCCAUGUCUGCCUAUGCUGAGAACUACCGCUGCCCUGAACCUGAGCGGCCCAGCUCACGGGCAAGUCACUGCUCCGACCGGCCGGCACCCAGGCAGGGGUACCCUGAAGGAUAUUACACCUCCAAAGGCGGAUGGAGCAGUCAGAGCGACUACUAUGCAAAUUACUACUCCAGCCAGUAUGACUACGGAGACCCAGGCCGCUGGGAUCGCUAUCACUACGGUUCUCGAUUCAGGGGUGCCCGCGCCUAUGACCAGAGGUACUGGUACGAUGCUGAGUACAACCCGUACCGGAAAGAGCCGUAUGCGUAUGGGGACAGACCUGAGAGGUACGAUGACCCCUGGCGGUAUGACCCCCGCUUCACGUCGAGCUUCGAGGAGGAUGCAGAGCUGCACCGAGAGCCGUAUGGGGAGGAGGGGGACAGGCGCAGUGUCCACAGCGAGCACUCGGCGCAGAGUCUGCACAGCGCCCCCAGCCUGCACAGCCGCCGCAGCAGCGUGAGCUCCCAUUCGCAGCAGAGUCAGAUUUACAGAAAUCACAACGUGACUGCUGGAUCCUAUGACCCCACGGCUCUGCCGGGCUCCUUUCGCGGUGAUUAUGGCUACGGCACUUACGGCAGCGAUUUCAAUGGUGUGCAGGCCUUCCCUGAGUAUGGCUACCCCGCAGGAGCCAGCUGGUCCACCACUGGGGCAGCUCCGUCGAGACCAAGCUCUCCUGAGAAGUUUUCAGUGCCUCACGUCUGUGCCAGGUUUGGUCCUGGUGGGCAACUCAUCAAGGUGAUUCCAAACCUGCCUUCGGAGGGACAGCCAGCGUUGGUCGAAGUGCACAGCAUGGAGACACUGCUGCAGCACACCCCGGAGCAGGAGGAGCUGCGCUCGUUCCCUGGGCCGCUCGGCAAAGACGACACCCACAAAGUGGACGUUAUUAAUUUUGCACAGCAGAAAGCUACGAAGUGUUUCCAGGAUGAAAAUAUAAUCGACAAAGAGUCUGCCAGCCUUCUCUGGAAUUUUAUUGUUCUGUUGUGCAGGCAGAAUGGGACCGUGGUGGGGACUGACAUCGCGGAACUCUUGUUACGCGACCACAGAACUGCGUGGCUUCCUGGGAAGUCGCCCAGCGAGGCAAACCUGAUUGAUUUUACAAACGAAGCCGUGGAACAAGUGGAGGAGGAAGAAUCUGGGGAAGCCCAGCUCUCCUUUCUCACGGACAGCCAGGCAGCCAGCACCAGCAGUCUCGAGAAAGAAACCGAGCGCUUCAGAGAGCUGCUGCUCUACGGCCGCAAGAAGGAUGCGCUGGAGUCUGCGAUGAAGAACGGCCUGUGGGGUCACGCUCUGCUCCUGGCCAGCAAGAUGGACAGCCGGACACAUGCCAGAGUCAUGACCAGGUUUGCCAACAGCCUGCCCAUUAACGAUCCAUUGCAGACAGUCUACCAGCUCAUGUCUGGGCGGAUGCCGGCGGCUUCCACAUGUUGUGGGGAUGAGAAGUGGGGAGACUGGAGGCCGCAUCUCGCAAUGGUUUUGUCUAACUUGAACAACAACAUGGAGGUGGAGUCCAGGACCAUGGCCACGAUGGGUGAUACGCUGGCCUCCAAAGGCCUCUUAGACGCUGCACACUUCUGCUACCUUAUGGCCCAGGCUGAUUUUGGCGUCUACACGAAGAAAACUUCAAAACUGGUCUUGAUGGGCUCGAACCACAGUUUGCCGUUUUUGAAGUUUGCGACCAAUGAAGCCAUUCAGAGAACAGAAGCCUAUGAGUAUGCUCAGUCCCUGGGGGCCCACACCUGCUCCCUGCCUCAUUUUCAGGUGUAUAAGUUCAUCUACGCCUGCCGGCUGGCUGACAUGGGGCUGGCUACACAAGCCUUCCACUACUGUGAGGCCAUCGCCAAGAGCAUCCUGGUGCGGCCCCACGCGCACUCCACUGUGCUUAUCAGCCAGCUCAUCCAGGUAGCUUCCCGGUUGCGACUCUUUGAUCCUCAGCUAAAGGAGAAGCCAGAAGAGGAAUCGUUUGUGGAGCCCGCCUGGCUGGUUCAGCUGCAGCAUGUGGAGAGGCAGAUACAGGAGGGCGCUGGGGUCUGGCGGCAGGAUGGAGCCUUUCCCCCACAGCGCCCCAGCACGCCGAGCUCCGAGGUGGAGCAGUAUGAUGGUCCAGGCCCCGGGCAGCCAGCAGCUCUCAGCGCUGAGAACCCGCUGCUGGUGCUGCCCCUGCCGAAUGCUGAGCUCUCCAGCUCCAGCGUGCAGCUGCUGCCGUCAGCUCCGCAGACCUUCCCCGCCACGCAGCAGCCCGGCCCCACCAGGGUGCCGCUAUUCCCAGUGCCGCCACCCCCCGGCCCUGUUGAGCCAGGGCCUGUCUGUGCCCCUCCGGGGUCCGCGCUUGGCUUCCCAGAGCCCAUGCGGCCUGAUCUGACAGUGCUGUACCCAGGGGCGUAUCCAGUGCCAGGUACACCAGCAGGCGCCCCUGGCCUCCAGCAGGACGAGCCCAGGCAUCAGGACCCAGGGCUCCUGCCACGGGAGUCACCCGUGAGAAACUCACUCUCGGAGGCGACAGAAGAGGAUUUUGGUGGAAACGUUGCUAAUCUGGACUAUCAGUCACAGGACUCAGAGCCCAACGUGGGGUGGGAGCUCAAUGACUCGGGCAGGAUACCCGCUCCUGAGGUGAAGAGGCCUGUGAAAGCAGCCAGAGAAGAGGUCAAAGAACCUAAGAAGAGUGUUGAGUCCUGGUUCUCUCGUUGGCUGCCUGGGAAGAGGAGGACAGAAGCUCAUCUGCCAGAUGACAAGAACAAGUCGAUUGUUUGGGAUGAAAAGAAAAAUCAGUGGGUGAAUUUAAACGAACCAGAAGAGGAGAAGAAGGCUCCGCCCCCACCUCCAACAGCAUUUCCCAAGGCCCCUCAAGAUGCCCCUCCUGGUCCUGGCAGCGCCCCCAGAGCCACUGUGAACAUGUUCUCUAGAAAAGCAGGCGGAACCAGAAAUCGCUACGUUGAUAUAUUGAACCCGAGUGGGACCACGCGGGGUGAACCUGUUCUCGCUCCCGCGGAGUUCUUUGCUCCACUUGCCCCACUCCCGAUUCCUGGGCACUUGUUAGUCCCCAGCACAGUUGGUCAGGUGAAACCCCCGGACGCUUUGGAUGGAGCGACAGCUGACUGCCCCAUCUUGUUCACAGAUGUCAAGGAGCCACAGCCCGUGGGAGCGGGGGACCCAGGAGGGCAGGCUCCAGUCGGGGGGCAGGAGAGGCCAGAGUCUGCCUUGGAGACCAAGAUUGUGAGUUCUGUGGCGCAGCCCCUGGGCUCUGAGUUCCCGCCCUGCGGUGCGGACACGUCCCAGGGAGGAGAGCUGUCGCGCUGUAGCUCAGUGAGCUCGCUGUCGCGUGAAGUGAGCCAGCACUUUGAUCAGACCUCGCGUCCCAGAGGGCCUGUCAUCAGAUGUCCAGAUCCACUGAUAAGCUGGCCCCAGGCGCCCAGUGGGGAGGGAGGCUCCAUCUGCCACCCGACCAGCUGGACAGCCUCCCUCCUGCACCCAGUGACCAGCCCCCUGCAGGGGGCCCUCCGGGGGGAGCCGUGCCCUUCUACAACCCCGCCCAGUUUGCACAAGUCUCUGCUGCCUCUGGAGGUUCAAGGAUGGGGAGGAUGGGCCAGAGGAAGCACCCAGCCUUGAAGUAGAAUCUUCCGUUCUGGAUUAGCAUUUGGACCCUGAA
Loxodonta africana (African savanna elephant) is the source of this 7544-nucleotide messenger RNA. RefSeq names its product SEC16 homolog A, endoplasmic reticulum export factor (gene SEC16A). The transcript has 32 exons. The record is from RefSeq and is a predicted model, not a curated record. Gene Ontology annotation, cellular component: endoplasmic reticulum exit site; ER to Golgi transport vesicle membrane. Lineage: Eukaryota; Metazoa; Chordata; Mammalia; Proboscidea; Elephantidae. Bases 251 to 7504 code for a protein of 2417 amino acids. Gene Ontology annotation, biological process: Golgi organization; autophagy; COPII vesicle coat assembly.